Molecule: messenger RNA, 1527 nt
Organism: Telopea speciosissima
Lineage: Eukaryota; Viridiplantae; Streptophyta; Magnoliopsida; Proteales; Proteaceae
Product: putative disease resistance protein RGA3
Exons: 2
Coding region: 33-941 (302 amino acids)
Source: RefSeq, a predicted model, not a curated record
GAUGUAUAUAUCCUCAAAAGUUGCCUGCAAACAUGAGUACCAUGAGGAACCUUAGGCACCUGGAUAUUCGUGAAUGUCACUCACUAAGUCAUAUUCCAAUAGGGAUAGGGCGGCUGAUUCACCUCCAGACAUUAAGCAUGUUCAUUAUGGGGAAGAAGGGUGGAUGUGGUAUCAGUGAGUUACAAGGACUGAACAACCUUAGAGGACCACUACACAUAAAAGGUCUUGAGAACAUGAAGAAUUCAAUGGAUGCUGAAGAAGCCAAUUUGAUAAGAAAGAGAAACCUUGACUCUUUAACCCUGUCUUGGUCUCGAUAUAUUGAUGACCAGACUCCCAUAAUCCAAGAAAAUGCAUCUUCUGAAGAGGUGCUAGAAGGCCUCCAGCCCCCAGCAACCAUAAAAAGAUUGGAAAUAGAAAACUACCAGGGCAUGAAGUUUCCUGGUUGGAUGGAGGAUUUGUCGCUCCAAAAUUUGGUUCGUGUCGUACUCAAAGACUGUCAGAGAUGUAAACAUCUCCCGCCUCUUGGGCAUCUGCCACUUCUUAAAUUCCUUGAAUUAAGUAGAAUAGAUUCUGUACGACACUUGGGUACUGUUGAGUUCUACAGUGGUGGUGUUGAUGACUUGGGUAAAGGAGGAUUCACAUUGCUGGAAGACAUAGUUUUAGAAGAAAUGCUAAAUCUGGAAGAAUUGUUGUUGAAUGUUGCAGAAGGAAGAGAAGUACUCCGUUGCCUUGUGUCAAUGAAGAUUAAGAAUUGUGACAAGUUGACAACUCUCCCAUUGCUCCCGUCUCUUCAGCGUUUAGAACUAAAAACGCAAAAUGAAAACAUUCCAGAUGGACUGCUACAAAUUCAGAACCUCUCCGCUCUUCAAGAUCAAUUGAAUUUUCUGUCUGCUACAACCUCAUCACAUUGCCAAGUUUGUCUAUUAGGCCUGGGGAAUUAGGCUUUAGCUCUCUUAAAGACUUUUGGGUUGAAAGGUGUUAUGCUAUGAAAUGUUUGUGGGAGGAUGAGACCCAAUUCCAGGUGUUGAGCUCUUUAAAGGCAUUGAGAAUUAACUCUUGUCAUGGACUAUCAUCUCUAUCAGGGAUGAGAUAUUUAACAGCUCUCGAGGAUUUGUGGAUUGAUGAUUGUCCAGAGUUAGAACUCUUCCAAUUGGAGGAUUUCUGGCACCUCACUUCCCUUCAAGAACUACAUAUUGGCCAUCUACCUCAGUUGAUGUCUUUGCCAGAGAGCUUAAAACACACUACAGCCUUGCAAACUCUUUCUAUAAAUGGUUGCCCUGUCUUAAAGAGACGAUGUAAAGAAGGAGGAGAAGACUGGCACAAGAUAUCCCACAUUCCAAAGGUCAUCUUCUGAUCAUAGAUAUCACCAAUACCUAUGAGACAAAACCGUGGAUGUUGGGGCCGUCUCUUGGAGUAGAAGAGGAGGUGAUGCAUUCAAUAGUAAACAAGCAUUUUCUAAGGUUGCAUCAAAUAUUGGCUAUGAAAAUUGGAUGGGUUUGAUGGGGGAGGGGUUGUCCUACCCUGCCC